AUGGCGCUGCCCGCGCUGCUGCUGCUGCUGCUGCUGCUGGCGCGGGUGGCGGGGGAGGGAUCGCCGCCGCCUCCCGCCCCGCCGCUGCCGCCUCCCGCCGCGCUGCCGGCGCCCGAGGCGCCGCCGCUGCCCGCCGAGCCCCCGGACGCGCUGUUCGCGGCCGGCUCCGAGGCGUACGCGCGCGGCGACUGGGCCUCCGUGAUCCUGCACAUGGAGCGGGCGCUGCGGGCCCGCGGCGCCGUGCGCGCCCGCCUGGUGCGCUGCCGCCUGCGCUGCGCCAACGCCACGGCCUGGCCCGAGGAGCCGCCGGGGCCGGGACCGGGGCCGGGGCCCGAGCCGGUGCUCCGCGACCUGCUCUUCUUCCGGCAGCUGCUGCGCCGCGCCGCCUGCCUGCGCGGCUGCGGGCCCGCCGCGCCCUCCCGCUACCGCCUCGGCGACGAGCUCGACCUCGAGUUCCGCAAGCGCAGCCCCUACAACUACCUCCAGGUCGCCUACUUCAAGAUCAACAAGCUCGCCAAGGCCGUGGCGGCCGCUCACACCUUCUUCGUGGCCAACCCCGAGCACGCGGAGAUGAGGCAGAACCUGGAGUAUUAUCAGAUGAUGGCGGGCGUCAAGGAGGCCGACUUCACCGACCUGGAGGCCCGGCCCCACCUGACCGAAUUUCGCCUGGGCGUCAAGUUUUACACAGAAGAGCAGCCUGCUGCCGCCAUCCUGCAUCUGGAGAAGGCGCUGGAGGAGUAUUUCGUGGCGGACACCGAGUGCCGCGCGCUCUGCGAGGGGCCGUACGACUACGAAGGCUACAACUACCUGGAAUACAACGCGGACCUCUUCCAGGCCAUGACAGAUCACUACAUGCAGGUGCUCGGCUGCAAGCAGGGCUGCGUCACGGAGCUGGCCUCGGAGCCCGGCCGGGAGAAACCGCUGGAGGAUUUCCUGCCCUCGCACUUCAACUACCUGCAGUUUGCCUAUUACAACAAUGGGAAUUACGAGAAAGCCGUCGAAUGCGCCAAAACCUACUUGCUCUUCUUCCCGAACGACGAAGUGAUGAACCAGAACUUGGCCUACUACACCGCUGUCCUCGGGGAAAAGCUGGCUGGGCCCAUCGAGCCCCGAGAGGAGAUCCAGGCAUACCGCCAGCGAAGCCUGAUGGAGAAGGAGCUGCUGUUCUUCAGCUACGACGUUUUUGGGAUCCCCUUCGUGGACCCGGACACGUGGACGCCGGAGGAGGUGAUACCGAAGAGGCUGCGCGAGAAACAAAAGGCGGAGCGGGAGACGGCGGCGCGCAUCUCCGAGGAGAUCGGCAACCUCAUGAAGGAGAUCGAGACGCUGGUGGAGGAGAAGGCCAAGGAGUCCGCCGACAUGAGCAAGUUCAUCCGAGAAGGUGGCCCGUUGGUGUACGAGGGCGCCAGCGUCACCAUGAACUCCAAGGCCCUCAACGGCUCGCAGCGCGUCGUGGUGGACGGGGUCCUCUCCGCCGAGGAGUGCCGCGAGCUGCAGAGACUCACCAACGCAGCUGCCUCGGCCGGGGACGGCUACCGCGGGAAGACGUCUCCUCACACCCCCAGCGAGACCUUCUACGGCGUGACCGUCCUCAAGGCCCUCAAGCUGGGCCAGGAGGGCAAGGUGCCCCUGCGGAGCGCCCACCUCUACUACAACGUGACGGAGAAGGUGCGGCACAUGAUGGAGUCCUACUUCCGCCUGGAGGUCCCGCUCCACUUCUCCUACUCGCACCUGGUGUGUCGCACAGCCAUCGACGAGAAGCAAGAAGGCCGGACUGACAACAGCCACGAGGUGCAUGUGGACAACUGCAUCCUCAACGCGGAGGCCAUGCUGUGCGUGAAGGAGCCACCAGCCUACACCUUCCGGGAUUACAGUGCCAUCCUCUACCUCAACGGGGACUUCGAAGGGGGAGCCUUCUACUUCACGGAGCUGGAUGCCAAAACUGAGACUGCAGAGGUGCAGCCGCAAUGCGGCCGGGCCGUGGGCUUCUCCUCCGGCUCGGAGAACCCCCACGGGGUGAAGGCCGUGACCAAAGGCCAACGCUGCGCCAUCGCCCUGUGGUUCACGCUGGACCCUCGCCACAGCGAGCGGGAGCGCCCGCAGGCCGACGACCUGGUGAAGAUGCUCUUCGAGACGGAAGAGACGGAUCUCCCUCCGGAGAAGGAGCCGCCGGCCGUUCCCAGCGCCGAGGGGAAGGACGAGCUGUGACGUCCAUCCGGGCAGCUCCCCUGUCCCCCGCCGGGGAGAGCAGCCCGGCUCCGGCGUUUCCGGACUCGACCCUGUCCCGAUGGGGUGGUGGAGCGGGAACCCGUGCCCGCUCCGGCGUCCCGGGGGCGUCUGGCCUCCCUUUGCCCGCUGCCGCUGACCUCGGAGGCUCGCGGAGACGAGCAGCCAGACUUUGGGGGGAAGCGGCGGCAGGAGGGGAUGCUCCUUUUUUUUUUUUUUAGGGCUGAAGCACCAGCAUGGAGCUGGUACAAGGUGCCAGGAGGCUCCUUUCCCCUCCGCUCCAGCUCCCUCCCCGUCGCAGCUAUUUAAGUGCCUUCUGCAGACAAUCUGCAAAUAAAGGGGGGGUUGUUUUUUUUUCCCCUCCCCCCCAAACGGCCACGUUCGCUCCUGGCGCCCGUUUUGCCCAGGAGGCCAGAAGGUCCAGGCGAGGGUCCCUCGGGCCGGCUCGCCCCCGCCCCGUCCCCCGUUUCGGCCACCCCACGCAGGACGCCGCGCCGACAAGAAGGGCAUUGAGCAAAUCGUUCCCGGCUGGAGUCGGGGCUGCCCCGUCCCAUUACCAUAACUAUCCGGAGAAUGCGAGUCCUGCAUAAAAACGCCCAAAUCCCGGGCGCUGUAAUAAUAUUCGGAGCGGCCGGGGACCCGGGCAGGCGGCGACGCGGGAAGGCGCCUCGGAUGAAACCUUCUCCAGAUGAUCGUGAAGGCCGCCGGCGCGGGCGCUGCCGCCCGUUCCCCGCGGCCCCGUUUCGGCUCCGGCGGCUGGCGGGGAAAGCCGGACGUCGCGAAUCCCGAACGGGAGCCCUUCGGGGGUCGGUUCUCCCAGCGCUGCCGUCUCUCGGCCCGCCGGGGCGGGGAGCGUGAGCAGACUGCUAAUGAGACCCGCGAGUUAAACAUUGCCAGGCCGGACCGAGAGGACCUUCAAAAAGACCCUUUCCCACCCCCCCUAAAAUAAAUAAAUAAUAAAUAAAUAAAAAGAA
Rhea pennata is the source of this 3200-nucleotide messenger RNA. It is a transcript of the gene P3H1, whose product is annotated as prolyl 3-hydroxylase 1. Lineage: Eukaryota; Metazoa; Chordata; Aves; Rheiformes; Rheidae. Gene Ontology annotation, molecular function: protein binding; iron ion binding; L-ascorbic acid binding. The coding region runs from base 1 to 2208 and encodes 735 amino acids. The record is from RefSeq and is a predicted model, not a curated record. Gene Ontology annotation, cellular component: endoplasmic reticulum. Gene Ontology annotation, biological process: collagen metabolic process. The transcript is spliced from 15 exons.